Molecule: messenger RNA, 2444 nt
Organism: Amphimedon queenslandica
Lineage: Eukaryota; Metazoa; Porifera; Demospongiae; Haplosclerida; Niphatidae
Product: copine-9-like
Exons: 13
Coding region: 132-2342 (736 amino acids)
Biological process (GO): cellular response to calcium ion
Cellular component (GO): plasma membrane
Molecular function (GO): calcium-dependent phospholipid binding
Source: RefSeq, a predicted model, not a curated record
AGUGUUGUGCAACAAUUUAAUUAGGGCGUGGCUAUUAAUUUUAUGGGCGUGUCUCGAAACAAGGGCACUCCUCCAAUUCCAGAAAAGAAUUCAGUUGCAACAUUACAUUAGCAAAAAAGCAGAACAGAGUCAUGUCUGACGUGUACUCUAAAGUUGAACUGUCCAUAGAAUGCACUAACCUCAAGGACUUGGACACUUUCUCAAAGAGUGAUCCAGCCGUAUUCCUGUUUCAGAAGAAAGGCAGAGAAUGGAUCAAGCUGGGAAGAACAGAACUCAUUGAGAACAAUCUCAAUCCAAAGUUUGCAACAACUUUUACGCUCAAGUAUCAUUUUGAAGAGAUCCAAGACCUCAAAUUCAUAGUCUAUGACAUUGACGACAAAAAGCAUAUUGAUAAUCCCAAGAACCAAGACAUCAUUGGAGAGAUGACAUGCACACUUGCUGACAUUGUGGCAGCCGGUCAGCGCUACGAAAGAAAGCUGAGACACAAAGGAGAGCCAAGAGGAGGAAUACGCAUAACAGUAGAAGAAGUUCAAGAUUCAAAAUUUGACGUCACGCUUCAACUAAGUGCCUCAAAGCUGGACAAGAAAGACUUCUUUGGAAAAUCUGAUCCAUUCUUUGUGAUAUCCAAAGUACAAGAAGGUGGCGAAUUUACAGUUGUUUAUAGAUCAAAUCCAAUUAUGAAGACGCUAAAUCCAAAGUGGCCUCGUUUCACCAUUGGGUCUCAAAAGUUAUGCAGUGGGGACUGGGACAGGACGCUAAAGAUAACAGUCUCUGAUUGGAACUCUGAUGGUAGCGAGGAUUUGAUUGGGGAAGCUUUGUUUUCACUAAAAGACAUCACCAAAAGAGGAGGGUCAGUAUCACAGGUUGAGCUCAUCAAUCCAGAGCUAAAGAAAAAGAAAAGUAAAUACACUAAUUCAGGAGUCAUCCACUUUGGGUCUGUGUGUACUACACCAGUUCAUAGUUUCAUGGAUUACAUUAAGGGUGGUUGCCAAGUCAGUCUUAUGGUUGCUAUUGAUUUUACGGCAUCGAAUGGCAAACCUACUAAUCCAACUUCUCUCCAUUACAAUGACCCACAGAGAGACAAUGAAUACGUUACUGCAAUAAAGUCUGUGGCUAGUGUUCUGGUGCCAUACGAUACGGACCAGAUGUUCCCAGUCUUUGGAUUCGGUGCCAAAUUCCGUCAAAAUGGAGAAGUCUCGCACUGUUUUCCUCUAAAUUUUAAUCCACAAAACCCUGAAGUAUAUGGCCUAGAGGGUAUUCUUGGUUCCUACUGGUAUGCCUUGAGUAUGGUUGAUCUUCAUGGACCAACUAAUUUCUCUUCGUUUCUUGACACUGCUAAGAAAUAUGCCUCCACUGGUGUGACUCAAGAGAGGCAGCAGUACUACAUUCUGCUUGUUAUAACAGAUGGGGAGAUCACUGAUAUGCAGAAUACUAUUGAUAGGAUUGUGGCUGCAUCAACACUCCCUCUCUCUAUUGUUAUAGUUGGAGUCGGUGGUGCUAAUUUUAGUAAAAUGGAGAUACUUGAUGCUGAUGAUAAUCCUUUGGUUGAUAAGUACAAUAAGAAGAUGGAACGUGAUAUUGUUCAGUUUGUACCACUCAGGGAGUACCAGUCUCGUGCUGGAGCUAACUUCUCUUUAGCCAAAGAGACUCUUGCUGAGAUACCAGGACAGCUUCUUUCUUUUAUGAGAUCCAAAGGCAUAAAACCAAACCCUCCACCUCUGAGAGCACAGCAGAGUUUUAGAGAAGGAGGACCUGGACAAGCACCAUAUCCUAGUGGAGGGCCCGGACAAGCACCAUAUCCCACAGGGGGGCCCGGACAAGCACCAUAUCCCACAGGGGGGCCCGGACAAGCACCAUAUCCCACAGGAGGGCCUGGACAAGCACCAUAUCCUAGUGGAGGGCCCGGACAAGCACCAUAUCCCACAGGAGGGCCUGGACAAGCACCUUAUCCCACAGGGGGCCCUGGACAAGCACCAUAUCCUACAGGGGGGCCUGGACAAGCACCGUAUCCCACAGGAGGGCCCGGACAAGCACCAUAUCCCACAGGGGGGCCCGGACAAGCACCAUAUCCCACAGGGGGGCCCGGACAAGCACCGUAUCCCACAGGAGGGCCUGGACAGGCCCCAUAUCCUACAGGGGGACCUGGACAGGCCCCAUAUCCUACAGGGGGACCUGGACAGGCCCCAUAUCCUACAGGGGGACCUGGACAAGCACCGUAUCCCACAGGAGGGCCCGGAAAGGCCCCAUAUCCUACAGUGGGACCUGGACAGGCACCAUAUCCCACAGGGGGGCCUGGACAAGCACCAUAUCCCACAGGGGGGCCUGGACAAGCAUCAAACUAAUCAAUUUUAUAUUAAUAAACAUUAUUAUUAUUAUAAUUACAAAUAGACAAUAGUGACUUGAUGAUAAAUAAACUUAUAGCUAACAUCACAGUUGUACAUGUA